Messenger RNA from Paramecium pentaurelia, 1781 nucleotides. The record is from the annotation of a GenBank genome assembly. Lineage: Eukaryota; Ciliophora; Oligohymenophorea; Peniculida; Parameciidae.
AAUGAAUGCUGCUAACUUAAAUUUAGAAAAAGACAAGUAUAAGGAUUUAUUGAAGAGUAUAAAAGAUGAAUCAAUGCAACUUGCUAUAAGACAUCAAAGCAAUUCUUAAUAUGUUUUAGAGAAAAAGAGAAAAUUAAAAAUGGAUUCUGAACAUAAAUUUACGUUGGCUCUUCCAAGUAUAGAAAACAGUUCUUUAGAAGAUAUAUCAACUCAUUUUCAUUCAAUCCGUAGAAGCUAACCAGGAGGAUUUUGUGAAUUAAUAGCCAAUAAAUCUUAAUAAAAGUUUAUUUAGCAAAGCUUUCUUGAAUUACAAAGAAACAAAAUGUCUUAAACUUAUAGAGAUAUUAGUUUAAGUGAAAGGAAAUUUAAAUCAUUGUAACGUAAAGUUCCACAUCGAGAACCAUUAACAUUAAAAUAUUUAGAAAAAUAGUUAGGAAUAUCAAAUAGCCCAGAAAAACAAAUUUUACCCACUGUUUAAAGACAAUAAUAAUAAAAAAGAAAGAUUACAGAAGAAGACAUCAAAGAAGAAUAACCAAUUGUUUCAUUUUUUGAAGAAACCUUAAACUCUUAUUCUUAUGCUGUUCCUAGUAGAAGAGAAUCUGCAUAGAUUGGAGUUGUUAGAGAUAGAAUGUAUGUCUUUGGAGGAAUGAGUGGUGGAGGAAUAACAAAUGAAAUAUGGUGGUUCGAUUUAAGUAUAUAUUUAAAUAAAGUAAAUAGAAAAGCAAGAAUGGAGUAAUUAUUGUUCUAAUGUUUAAUUAUUUAUUACCAGUCAUUCUAUGGUAGUAUGGAAAUAGUUUUUAGUAUUAUUUGGAGGAUCUGGUUAUUAUGAUCAUAAAAUGAAAAUUAGAUAAGUUUAUUCAACUCUUGGAUUUUUCAAUACAUUAACUAAUUAAUGGACAACAUCAUUAGAAUCAGUGGAACCUAGAAGAGAACAUAAAGCAUCAAUUCUAUUUGGAAAAUUAAUGGUAAUAACUGGUGGAUUAGAUUCAGCAGAGAAACUAUUAAAUGACACAUUAAUUUAUUCUUUGGAAUCUAAGAGAUGGACUGGUUAAAAAUUAUUAUUUGAUGAAGGUAUAGCAUAACAUGCUUAAUGUACUGCAUAUGAUAAUAAAAGAAAUAUUGAAACUGUUUAUAUCUUUGGUGGAUAAACAGCAAAAUUGAAUUCAUUUCCUUUAAUGAAGAUGAUAUUUUAUGGACUUCAUCCUGUUGGUUGGGAGAAAGUAUAAUAUUCAGGUUAAGCACCAGAAGGUAGAUAUAAUCAUACUAUGGAAAAUGUUGGUGAUUAUUUAAUUUUGAUAGGUGGAAGAUCAUAAGAAAAAAGAGAAUAUUAAAAUGAGAUUUAUAUAUUUCAUCUACAAAAGAGUUAUUGGACUAUAGCAUAAAGAUAAGGAUUAUAAACAAAAAGAUGGAGUCAUUCUAGUUGUGUAAAUGGUAGUAACAUUUUAUGUUUUGGUGGAAUAGGUGAAAAUACUUAUUUAUCUCCUCAUAUUUAUUAAAUAGAAACUGAUAAUUUUAAAAUCAAAGGUAAGAUUGUUGUUGUUAAACCAUUAUCAACAAUAAAUGAAGAAAUUUCUAGUAAUAGUCCUCCUAUGAUAAUUACUAGAGAAUAGGAUUAAGAUUCUAAGAAAAUUUGUAGAUUAGAGAAAUUUAGAAAAGCUAGAAAAAUGUAUGAAUAAAUUACAACUUAUUUGCCAUUACCUAAAUUGAAAACACCUAAAAUGAGAUACGAUCUCUUAAUUCAUUUUGUUAAGAACGUACUGAAAUAAAUUGGUUAUAUUUGA